AUGGACUUACAAAGAGGAAGGGGAGGAAGGAAGCUCUCAAGCACAGGACCACGACUCAGCUUCACCGUGGCGUUUCCCUGUUUUGACGGCACUUAUCUCCCAAGGGAAGAGAAUGAGUUUGUGCAUCAUGUACUGGAUGAGCUGGAGACAUACCAAAAGAAGAAUUGGAGAGAGAGUGUGCUCCUAUUCCCAUGCCUUCCGAGCAGACUGCGAUACCUGAUUCACAAGACCAUAGAGGAUGUUCCGGAACUUACUACCUUCUCAGUCGGAGAAAGCUGGCGGCGCAGGGUGGUGGUUUGCCACUCAGACCUCAGGAAUGAACUCAAAGAAGACAGCGACCUGGAGAGCAACAACACCACGAGUGAAGAUUCUCUUCGAACCAGGGAGCAGAUUGACUAUGUCACUAAACCUAAAUCUUUAAUUCCAUCACGGAGCCGUGGACCUAAGAGGCCGGAUAAACCUCUUUACAUGCCACGAGCAGCUCGGGAGCGACUGUCACAACAACAUUUAAAAGGACCUACACUUUGUGAAGAGUCGCCAAUUUCUGCACCUAGUAACUGUAGCUGUGGCAGCAAUACAGCUGACGCUUUUUGCCAUAAAACUACAAAAAACAUUCAAGAAUCUGAACAGGAAUCUUUAUCCAGUGUAGUGGAAAAUUCUGAAAACACUUCAGUCUGUUGUUCUGCAAAAGGGAAACAAAAGUUGUUGCCGGCAGAAUAUGAAGAUAAACACGUGGUCUGGGACCAGACUGUGUCCGGCUUUUCUGACAUGACGCUAGGGGAUCCUGUGACCGAGGAAGAAGGUUGUGUUAGUGUGCCAUACAUUAAUAGCUGUCAGACAGAAGACAAGAACACAGAUGUGGACGAGGUCACUGAAGAAAUCAAGGCUCACCUAAAAGACACGGUGUCCUUCUCCAUUGAGCACGUCCACAAGGACUACUCUCUUUAUGAGAAUGUGUCCAUCAACCCGGACGACUUUGGUCAUGUGAUAGAGAUCUACGAUUUUCCUUCCUUUUUUAAAACUGAAGACCUACUGGAUGCUUUCAGUGACUUCAGUGAUGGUGGAAUGAAGAUCAAGUGGGUGGACAACACACAUGCGUUAGGAGUUUUCUCCAGUGAAUCAGCAGCACUGAACGCCCUUUCCAUCAGCCACCCACUGUUGAAGACACGAACACUGGCUGAAGGGAGCAAGAAGGCCAAAGGAAAAGCUGUCAGACGAGCAGAAUUCAUCCAGCCAGUCAAGGAGCGUCCCAGGACAGACUCUGCUGUUGCCAGGCGGAUGGUGACCAGAGCAUUGGGGCUGCAGGGCCGAGGCAGAGCGCUGCGAUUCUGAGGAGAGUGACCAAUGCUGUUGGAAUGUAGAGAACUCUCAAGCUGAAGACAAUGGGCAACAAUGGCCACAAAAGUCACUGUCUUCUGCCACAGGUCAUCCACGGCUGCUCUGCUGAGGGACCUUCAGCAUUAAGUGACUUUCAAUGUUGACUUUUAUUUUUGUUUUAUUGUUUAGUUUGUAUAGCCAUCUACUUCCACCUAGUGAAAGGUUAUUUAAUGCUUCUGCAUACGAAUUAAGUGAAAAGUAUUGAUGUUGAUUUAAAUGGGUAAUAUCAAGAAACACGGGUCCAUUAAAUGUUACUUUUUAAUUUGACAAAAAAUAAAUUUUUACAUUAAAAUAAGAAGAGCAGCUGUUGAUUGAGUUUACAUCUGCUGUGUAGUGUGCACUGUUGCACUUUGCCCCAGUGCCCAGGGUGCAGCCCUCUGAAUGGGCUAUAGCUACUGAUACUUGAUAUAGUAGUAUUUGUAAUAAUGAAUAAUAUGGUAUACUGCAGUAUUCAAACAACUACAGGGAAGUGGGGAAGUGAAUAUAUAAGCAUGUUUCCUUGACUUGGAAAUGUGUUUUAAAGUUCAACAUCUCAAAGAAAGGUCUGUUUCCUGCUUCUGUCAAUGUGGUAUAAUAAGCCUUUUAUGAUCUUUAGUUUUUUUUUAAAUAUCUUUAUUAUUGUUCAAGAAGAUCUACAGUGUUCAGUUUUUUAAUUUAUUUUAAUAUUAAUGUGUAAAACAAAUGUUGGCAUUUUUACCUUGGAUUUCAAAAUUCAUCUUUGUGAUGACAUGUUGCUGAGAAUAUAACAAUUACAGUUUUUAAUAUCAAUUUGUAAUAGGUUUGAAUGUUUGAAAGGCACUUCAAGUUCAGUUUUGCCGUCCAUUAACUCUAGUUAAGACAGUGUUCAUAGCACCGUCUGGUGGUGAAAUCGUUUUAUUUUGGAGAAAUCUUUUUUUUUUCUUAUGAGCCAAUGUAAUACGAGUUUUAUUAUGUGGCUGCCUAAGCUUUUGUUUGAGGACAUCAGUCCCAUUUAAUAUUUCCAAGUGAAUUUGCACAAAAAAACAACAGUUGAAUGUGUUUGUUCUCUGUGCCAAUAAAAUGUGUAUGUUUGAAUCUGCAGUUUGACACCACUAAGGUUGUGACUGCAGACUGAAAUGGAUUAGUUUUAAUAAUAAGUAAAUGUUUAUUUUUUUUUAUUAAUCACAGUAUUUAAAUAAUAGUUUAUAAUCAUUAUUGGGAAUAUCAAAAAUAGAAAAUCUUAAAAUUAAGUCCUUUGUCCGGCCCAACAUAAUGGUCUGUUAUUGAAACGUGUAGAAGUAUUAAAUCUCCAACAGGGGGUCUGCUUUGUAUAACACAGUACUUGAUAGAACUGCAGAAUUGCUAUUUAACUGAGCACCUUAUCUAUCAUAUCUUGGUUGAAAGUAGCACAAGUUCACAAAAGUAUCAAAAACGGCAUUGUUGUAACUCAGUAUUUCAUACAGUAGGUGUCAGUGUUGUAAAAAAAGGCUCAGCUGUACUAAAGUAUUUAUUAUUGACGUCUGUACACCUGCUUUAAAUGUAAUUUUUUCUCCCAGCCACUAGUGGCCUCAUACAUGAGAAGUCAGAUGUUUAAUCAGACCAAAUUAAACAUGUUGUGUGAACAGA
Molecule: messenger RNA, 2961 nt
Organism: Cynoglossus semilaevis (tongue sole)
Lineage: Eukaryota; Metazoa; Chordata; Actinopteri; Pleuronectiformes; Cynoglossidae
Gene: r3hcc1
Product: R3H domain and coiled-coil containing 1
Exons: 9
Coding region: 1-1332 (443 amino acids)
Molecular function (GO): nucleic acid binding
Source: RefSeq, a predicted model, not a curated record